Messenger RNA from Desarmillaria tabescens, 1619 nucleotides. RefSeq lists its product as uncharacterized. The record is from RefSeq and is a predicted model, not a curated record. The transcript is spliced from 4 exons. Bases 74 to 1549 code for a protein of 491 amino acids. NCBI's taxonomy places the organism in Eukaryota, Fungi, Basidiomycota, Agaricomycetes, Agaricales, Physalacriaceae.
GUUUCUGAUUCUUCUUCGACAGCUCUUCUCAUGACAUAAACAUCCAUCCCUGACUAUCUCUUCGACAUCGCCAAUGAUUGGCAAAACCAUUCCCGAGUACAUCUUCAUCCGAGCUGCAAUCACCGCCCUCCGUCUUGUUGUCCCCGUCAGCAUUGUUCACCUUGUGGCUUCUGCAUAUCGUCGUUCUUUUCUUAUUUCUCCGUGGAUAUCCCUCUUUACGAUACCCGAAGCAUUUUUCUACUUGUUUGUGUUUCUUCCUCGAAGGAAGACAUUAGCUAAGCCAGCAUCCCAUGCUCCUCAAAUCCUCACAAAGGACGAACGCCAAAAAUUGUUUGCGCUUUGCUCCAGAACAGUUUUUGAAUUACCCCGAUGGUUUCUCUGCACCAACAUUCUUUCAAUCAAGAGAGAAAAUGUUGUGGAUUGGCUUCUCUGGGCUUUUUUCUCUCACGACGGCAAGAAGGCCGAUGAAAUAGAGCAAUGGAGAAGCGAAAUAGAUGGCUUCAUUUCUGCUCUCGAAGUUAAAGUGCUCGCCGGGAUGAAAUUUGAGGAAGGACGCAACAAGAACAUGGAUUGCAUGCGGCUAACAUUUGACCCAGUCGUGGUGCUGCAUCGGCCGCUAAUUUGGUAUAUUAUCGUGUGCUUCGUGGACACGUACACAGCUGGUCGCUUCGCAUCCCUGGAUUUCCGACACUACGCCCCAAAGAAAUGGUUCCAAGCUUUUCCACCCCGUCCUUUCACCAUUCUUUCACGUGCCUCGCCGGGGCUGCAUCUACCGUACUGGUACCGCCCACAUCGGUCAACAAUCAAGAACCCCGUGAUUUUCAUUCACGGAAUAGGCAUUGGAUUAUACCCGUACAUUCCUUUCUUUCGCGAACUGGUAGCGUCGGAUCCCGAAGUGGGCAUACUGCUCAUCGAAAUCCUGCCUAUCAGUAUGCGCAUGACGUCAAUGCCGGUAUUGCCUCGUCCAGCUAUGCUAGAUGAAUUCUACGCCAUCACAUCAUCGCUGAACAUUACUCGGGCGGCGCUGGCGUCGCACUCUUAUGGAACUGUGGUUGCCGGUCACAUAAUGCGGUCCCAGCAGGCCACUGAAGGCCCGCCGCCGCCGACCAAGAUCACGGCAUACUGUUUUAUCGACCCCAUUCCUUUUCUUUUACACCUUCCUGAUAUUACAUACAAUUUCCUUUAUCGUCCUCCGAAAGAUGCGAACGAGUGGUUGCUUUGGUAUUUUGCUAGUCGGGACGCUGAUGUCGGGCGGACGUUGGCUCGUCAUUUCUUCUGGACCGAAAAUGUACUGUGGAAGGAAGAUUUACAGGGAGAGAACGCUGCCGUGGUGUUAUCCGGAGAAGACCAAAUUGUUCCGACAGCGAAGGUAUGGGAGUAUCUAACGGAACAACCUCAAAUAGAGGAGAGAUGGGUGAAGGAAAAUGGAAAAUUGGAGGUUCUAUACUUCGAUGGUGCGGAUCAUGCGACUGUUUUUGAGAGGAAGACGGCGUGCACUGGUAUGAUUGAAGUCCUUCAGAGAUUGGCUAGGAUAGAUGUUAUAAAUUAGACUUGUAACAUUGUAUACAUGUGUAUUACUCUAGAAAUACGGUGGUAAUAAAAAUUGACACCAUUACAGU